Messenger RNA from Lepisosteus oculatus (spotted gar), 5666 nucleotides. Its product is annotated as dehydrogenase/reductase (SDR family) X-linked. Lineage: Eukaryota; Metazoa; Chordata; Actinopteri; Semionotiformes; Lepisosteidae. Gene Ontology annotation, molecular function: protein dimerization activity; DNA binding. The record is from RefSeq and is a predicted model, not a curated record. Gene Ontology annotation, biological process: regulation of transcription by RNA polymerase II. Gene Ontology annotation, cellular component: nucleus.
UGCCGAAGGCGGACUCCGGACAGAAAAGGACGGGGCACGCAGUAACAGGCGGCUGGAGAGCGAUCAAUGCAGACAUGUCGCUGUGUUCGGUGGUUCUCUCAGUGUUGAAGGUGUAUUAUAUCGGCUUUAAGGUUCUCCUGUACCAGCUCUUCAACAAAUCGUUCACUCUGCCAGUUUUUCCCCAUCUACAUGGAAGGGUUGCCAUAGUGACGGGGGGCUCCAAAGGAAUUGGAUACGAGACGGCAAGACAGCUGACAAGUCUGGGAAUGCACGUUAUAAUAGCUGGAAAUCGUGAAGAAGAGAGUCAGAAUGCAGUGAGGCGAAUCCGAGAGGAAAAUGUCAAAGGAAAAGUGGAGGGCUGCCACCUUGACCUAACAUCCCUGAGGUCCAUCCGAGAGUUUGUCCAGACAUUUAAAGAUAGAGGCCUUCCACUACAUGUUCUUGUCAACAAUGCUGGUGUCAUGUUGGUUCCUGAGAGGAAGACAGAGGACGGCUUCGAGACACACUUUGGAUUGAACUACCUAGGGCACUUCAUGCUGACACAGCUACUUUUAGACACCCUGAAGCAUUCUGGGAAGCAGGACUCCUGUGCUCGUAUCGUCACAGUCUCUUCUGCCACACACUUUGUGGGUGAAAUCAACCUGGAGGAUCUACAGAGCCGAUCCUGCUACUCCUCUCAUGGGGCCUACGCCCAGAGCAAGCUUGCCCUUGUCCUGUUCAGCUAUUACCUGCAGCAGACUCUCACUGCGGAAGGGAGCCAUGUGACAGCCAACGUCGUGGACCCUGGAGUGGUCAACACGGACUUGUACCAGAACGUCAGCUGGCCCACUCAUCUCUGCAAGCAGCUCAUGAGCAGACUGCUAUUUAAGAGCCCGGAGCAGGGAGCAUCUACAUCCGUCUAUGCGGCCGCCUCUCCAGAGCUGGAGGGGGUGGGGGGCUGUUACCUGUACAACGGGCAAAGGACGAAAUCGGCAGACGCCUCCUACGACGAGGAGCUCCAGAGACGGCUGUGGAGGCUGAGCUGCAGCUAUGUGGGGAUUCAGGAGGAGGGCCAGUGCAGCCUGUCGAGCCGGCAGCUGACGUCACAAGUGCUUUAGGCUGGCCUUCCUCCUGGUGUCGGUGCACAGCACCGAGAUGUCUGCCUUCCUCCGCAGAAGAAACGCACUCAUUUACCACCAUCAGUAGCCCAAUAAACAGGAGCAGGCAGUGAAAUGCGUAAUAACUACAUUCAAAAAGGCACGCAACAUAUCAACCUUUGUGAGUUGGAGGUAACGUACUGUAAAUAAACACGUUCAGCGUCAUUUCUUAAGCUGCUGCGAUCUAGAGUCUUCUAAAUAUUGAAUAAUGAAUUUUGCUGACUCUGCCGUAACAUUGCACUGACACACAUCAAAGAGCCCACCAGGAACAGCUGGGUGGUCAUACAGUAUGUAGGAUUUCAUGGUAGUGUGUUUGCAGUAUUUGGGUAGAGGCUUAAAGAGUAAUGAUUUUCCCUUCACUGUUAGGCUCUUGCCUUUUGACUUUUCCUUUGUUCUAAACUAAGUUACAGAACUAGAUUUCUGUUACCCUUAAGCUAUGAGAGACCAUGCAAUGAAAAACAACAGUUUAGCUCUCUACAGUUAAAAGCAGAAAAGCAAGAAAGGACUGUCAUGCUUCUUAAAACGUGAUUCUUUUCCUUGUAACACUGUGACCAUGCAGUACGUAGAUAUGAUCUUCCUCGCAGUGAGCUCCUGGGAAGCCCCUAGGUGUCUUGUCGACUCUUCUGCAAAUCCUGUGAUAUACGAGAUUUCAUUAGUACCAUGUGAGAUUACAGUUAUUACUGAUAUUUGUUAAUCCAUUAUUAAUGUGUUUGUAAAAUCUUGUCUGCUCCUUCAUAGGAUCCCGGCAUCUUGUUACGUCAGUCAGUUUUUAAAAUUGCUUCAGGAAUUUAAGAAACUAUGUGGUUAACCUGUGUGUUAAGUUACUAGCACAUUUUUUACUGCUGUCUCAUUAAGAUGCUGUCAUGCUUUACAUUUACACCUACAAAGCCUGAGUGUAUAAUAAUAAUAAUUGUAACUCAGAAAUGCUGCAUGGAUCACUUAUUAAAAAUAUUUAUACACUGAGCAUCAAAAAGAACGUAUCACUUGUGGAACAUCCCUAACUCUGCUCCAGUCCCUGAGGAAAAUUAAAGGCCCAGGUGUUCCCAGGUUUUCUUAUAAAGACAUGGCAAAAUCUAAAACACAAAGCAAAAGUCUUCCACAUACUAUAUAAGGAUUUAACAAAAACACAGUACUUUUGUAUCAGCUUAACUCUUACUAUUACAUCUACACACUUCAGCUGAGCUUGGGAAAACACUUGUCUGUUUCCUGUGAGAUACAGUACUACACCCUUAUAUACAAAAUCAAACCCGUGUGAGAAUAUCCAUAUUCCAAAAUAAUUAUCGAAACAGUCUUGCAAAACAGAUUAACCUCAUUACGCUGAGGUGAACUGUGUACAAAGCCAUCUUUUGAGGUUGUUUUGGUGACCUCUAGUGUCACACCUAUGGUCACUACAGACAUUUCAGGGGCCAACUUGCCACACAUUUUUACACGUUUUUGAAAAUAGUAUACAAUUGUUUUUCAUUGUUGUUUUUUUGCUGUAAUUUUGAUUAAUUUAUCAUCCAUGACUGUCUCAUGUUGCAGUUGAAUGAAGUCAGCUUUUCUAUAAGCAAUUAAUCAGUUAAGGGGGUGAUUUAACCCAUUGGAUGCCAAGUUUGGCGAAAAUCAAGAAAGAACCCUACAGAAAGCAUCGUAUAUGCCGUGCUUAUGAAGAGAACAUUUGUAUUUUCCAUAUUUUCAAUCAAGCGCUGUGUAACAACGAUCUAAGGUUUAAUGUUGACUGCCCUGAUUUUGAUGCAGACAAGCAGAACCAUAGGUUGAAUACACAGAGCAAUCAAUGGGGAUCAGUAUGAUGUCCUGGACAGGAAGGCCUAGCUGCUAAAGAACACCACCUGUAGUGAUUAAGGGUGACCUGACCACAUUCAGUAGCACUGUGCUGAUUGAGUCCUGGUAUCUCACUUUCCACCCUUCCUGUUGACUCAUCCUGGCACAACACCACAUCCUCAUGCUGCUCCUGUAACUAAAUGGAGUGAAUGUGGAUGUUGGGUUGAACCACCAUUAAGCACCAGUGAGAUGAGUUUGUGGCAGCAAGGGCUCAGACACCAGUGAACAGGUACUUGCUUGUCCAAACUCUAUGAGAGGAAUUGGACCGAAACCCACAAGAUAGCAUCUGGAACAUGGUGCAUAUUAUGCAUCACAGAUGGACAGCUUGAUAUGCUUCUGUCAGUGGCCAUACACUCUAUUAGUCUGUGAAUUCCACAAUAAGCCUCUUGAUCAUCACUGUUGUUGUCUAAUGAUAAUCAGCGUAAUACAUUUCCUACACCAUGCAUGUUCAAAUAAACUGCCUGUGAAACUGCUAUAAAAAAGCUCUCUUUAUGAAUUAAUUACAGUUAUAAGUGAUACGUUUCUUUUGAUGCUGAGUAUAUAACAAAUGUUCUGAUUUGAACUUAAAUAGGAAACUCAAUUUAAAUUAUAUUCCAUUACAUGUUAAGAGUAUCAUUUUCUAUCAAAGAGUCAUAUAAAACAUGCUGUACAAAACAAACAUAAGUUUAAUAGCAUUGCCACCUGCUUGUUUAUGUCCUUGAACCAGGUGUUUCAUUUAUAGUGAGAAAGUGCUCCUUCAUCUCCUGCAUACGACAGUUUAGGUAGAAAUUGCAUUUGACAUUUAAGCUCUUUCAGCAAUACUAAAAUACUACACUCAAACAACCAAACACCAGUAAUGCGAGCUUUGAUUCAACAUCAUGCUCUGUGCCUAAACAAUGCAAAAGAAACUGAAAAUGAUGUCUUCACUUUUCAGUAUUUUAUUUUAGAAUGAUUUCAUAUUGUGCUUUUGGAAGAAUAAAUGAAUGGACUACAAUGUUAUUACUCUCCUGCUUUUAGUUUGGAAUAAAUGAGACUCAUUGUAUUACAUGGGCUUUUCUAUAACAUAAAUUUCAGGAACUUGUGUUUUGAGUAAAAUAAAAUCUCACAAUAUGUCAGCAGCAACUUUCUUUGAUUCAGGACCCUUCCCAGAAUUUGGCUGAUCAAUAUUUUACCGAGAAUGAAAUUAAAGCAAAUACUUGGGAAGAUUUCAACUUUGAAAUCAAGUCCAAUGAAAAUGCUAACACCAACACAAGGUGGCAGGAUUAUCUAAAUAAACAUUUAAUUAAGAAUAAACAAAAAUUGGCAUCAAAACAAAAACUGUGUGUGUUGUCAAUACCCUAGCUACUGUGAAAUUGAAUAAAUUUGUAUGUAAAUACAGUGCUUUCAUUAUGAAUUAUAAAAUCGAUCCCUGAAUACUAAGUUACAGAAUGAAAUGAAAUUGAAUGUUUCCAGGUUGCAGUGAUAGUUUUCAAGCAAGAAAGAGUAGAGGUUGCUUGUGGCUGACAUAUUGACCUUGAGCUUCUUAAUGAUGAUGUAGCUUAUUAUAAAAUUAUGAAAGGACAUCAUGCAGAGAGUCUAUCUAGUGUUCUUCUAAAUCUAAAUAAAAGAAAAAUGUCAUAAGCCACAUUAAACUAAAUAUUUAAGCUUCCAUCUUUAACACCAAAGUAAAUAACAGGGGGUGUAUCACUACUCACACUUGAUAUGUUUCAUUGUAUUUCAUUUUUCAAAGUUAUUCUGAAACAUUAAUUAAAUGAUUAACCAGUAUGCUCCAUAGCAAAACAUGUAACUGGUAAAUGUAAUGUCAUUUAAAAGAAGCACAUCAUAUCUGAAAUCUGCUGAUAAAAACUGGGAAAUUGUUUUGUCAUGGAGUACUAGUUCUUGGUCAGGUGGGGACAGUGCUUCUGCCCUUGAGAAAGGUGCUUUUUCCUUUCUAGGCAUGUGUAAGUGACAUAAUCUAUACACAUUUCAUAUCCAUGGUGAAAGUGCAAGUAUGUUUGUCAUAAAGAACGGAUACAUGCCUUAUAUUCACUUUACAUACAACGAUACUGUUAAAUUUUUCCUUUCAUCUAAUUAUUUUCCAAAUGACUGAAUGUUUUCAGCAAUGAUCUAGUUUCUCAGCUAUUUCCGAUGGCUUAUCAACUUGAGAAAUUUCAGUGUUGCGCCAGUAAACUCAUGGCCUGUGCUAUCAUAGUUGCUGUUAAAUGAAUCUUAGUACUUGAUAAGUGAUCAGAUUAAUCUGUUCAAAUAUCUUCAACAAACGAUGUUUAUCUCUUAUGAAAAGAAUACACAUAUUCUAUUGUAAUACUCCAAAUACUCCGAAUACAGCUAAUGUUCACAGCAACUUACAUGCUAUAAACUAAAGUCACAUUGUAUUUCAAUAUUAUGAUGAUCACUGUGAUAUCUGACUUUUGCAAGUAAUCCUUUUUAUGGAAUAAUGCUUGUGUGUGGCUGGUAACAUCCGCUCAACCUUCUUUUUAAAGUAAAAAAUCUUAAUGGAUGUAUAAAAUUAAAACCACUCAAAGGUAUGUUAAUAUGAUAAAAAUAGCAUACUGUAAUUUGCGUCACACUUAUUCAGAUAUUUUCUUAUUUUAUGAACUGUUUGCAACUUACUUUGUUUAAAGGAAUUCUGUUGUUAGACUGGCAUACUAUAUGGAUUUCUAUUCAUAGUCUUAAUUGGCCUUGAAAGAAACUAAUUGCAGCAUUACAAAAAUAAAUGAAAUGAGUAAAACA